AUGAAUGCUUCAAUACUGUUACCGGUACGUAAAACAUGUACCAAAAGCAAUGAAGAGCACAAUUCGUGCGGUUCUUCGUGUGCUAAGACGUGCCAAAACAAGGAUAAGCAGAUGAUGUGCGCCGCCGUCUGUAAGGACGGCUGUUAUUGCACGAUAUGUACGAAAAGCAAUGAAGAGCACAAUUCGUGCGGUUCGUGUGAGAAGACGUGUCAAAACAAGGAUAAGGGGUUGAUGUGCGCCGCCGUCUGUACGGACGGGUGUUAUUGUAAAGAGGGUUAUAUUCGAGAUGAAGAGAGUGGUCAAUGUAUCUCUCCUAGUAAAUGUCCCAAGGUUGUAAUCUUGAACAAAAACUUGGUUAACAUUGAGGGCACAAUAUGUACGAAAAGCAAUGAAGAGUACAACGAUUGCGGGACGUGUGAGAAGACGUGUCAGAACAGACAUAAAUGGAGAAGAAUGGGAUGUAUAGCCGCGUGUUUCCAUCAAUGUUAUUGCCAGACCUGUACCAAAAACAAUGAAGCGUACGAUGAGUGCCGA
Medioppia subpectinata is the source of this 534-nucleotide messenger RNA. The record is from the annotation of a GenBank genome assembly. Lineage: Eukaryota; Metazoa; Arthropoda; Arachnida; Sarcoptiformes; Oppiidae.